Messenger RNA from Triplophysa dalaica, 1375 nucleotides. RefSeq names its product pyroglutamylated RF-amide peptide receptor. Gene Ontology annotation, molecular function: neuropeptide binding; neuropeptide Y receptor activity. Gene Ontology annotation, biological process: G protein-coupled receptor signaling pathway. Bases 8 to 1375 code for a protein of 455 amino acids. The record is from RefSeq and is a predicted model, not a curated record. The transcript has 6 exons. Lineage: Eukaryota; Metazoa; Chordata; Actinopteri; Cypriniformes; Nemacheilidae. Gene Ontology annotation, cellular component: neuron projection; plasma membrane.
CAUCACAAUGAACCUGACCUCCCAGCUCCUGGAUCUUAUGCUGGAAGCCUCCAACCUCUCCCGCUGGAAGUUCAUACAGGAAUAUUCCAUCCCUCCUUUGGUGGCAGUUCCCAGACUCCCAAGCGCCCUUCUUCCCGUCUUUGGUCUUCUCUAUGUGCUCAUCUUUGGGCUUGCAGUUAUGGGCAACGGAUCUGUGCUGGUUCUUCUAUGUCGCAGGAAGGCUCUGCAGUCCCCCAGCACUUUCUUCAUUUGCUCUCUGGCGCUCAGUGACCUUCUCAUCUCCAUUGUAUGUGUUCCUGCAACACUAUUACAGCACUUCUUCAGCAAUUGGUUAGCAGGGGAUUUUCUGUGUAAGCUAAUACCAUUCCUCCAGGUGACCGCCAUUGCGACCAGCAUGCUCACCAUGACAUGCAUUGCUGUAGAGCGUUUCCAGGGAAUCCUUUAUCCCCUGCACGUCCGCAACAGCUACUUCCUUUUCCAUGCCUUUAAGAUGCUGGUCACCGUGUGGAUGGCUGCCCUGAUAAUUGCGGCUCCCUUGUGGUUUGUCCAGAAAGUGGAGGUGAAAUAUGACUUCCUGUUCGAUGUCCACCACACCUGUUGUUUGGAAGUCUGGCCAAGCCGGCAGCAGAGAAGAGCUUACACUACUUGCCUAUCCGUUCUGGUUUUCCUGGCUCCAUUGGCGACAAUGGCCAUCCUGUACUGGAAGAUUAUGAAAGAGCUUUGGGGAAAGCACAAAGUGCAUGACGUCAUGUUCCAAACACUCCCAGGAUCUGAAAUCAACAAGAUUACAAGGAGAAAAAAACGUGCUAUAAGGAUGAUGGCCACCGUGGUGCUGCUCUUUGCUUCCUGCUGGGCACCUUUCCAUCUGGUCUCCCUGCUGCUCGACUAUGGUCAGCUAGAUCUUGAUCUUGAUUCUGAGUUUCUUCUGGUCAGUGUGGUUCAGAUCCUUGGAUUUAGUAACUCGGUAUGCAACCCGCUGGUCUACGCCGCCCUCAACACGACCUUCAAGAGGGACCUGCUGGCUCUGCUCACCCACGGACGGAAACCUGGUGGAGGUUGUUGUUUCAGCAGCACAGGCUCUUGCUGGUUCCGGAGGAGACACAAACGAGUCGGUGUCUCAGCAGUGGAGUCGGUAGAACCCAGACGGGGUCUGGAAAGGACAUGUAGACAAGGAGGUAUCAGGUCAUGGAGUAAACUGGCAUGGGAACCUGAAGCAGAAAAACCAACGUCCAAUGCGUUCCACCCUGUGAACCUGCUUACUGCCAUCAGGUCCAAUAAGAGCACCAGUACCAUGGUUUUAAGCAUCAUUGACCCUCCACACACAGACAGCACAUCUGGGUCUGACCAGCCUGUAUCAGGACUAGUGGCUGAGUGA